AUGAGUGGAUUAUCACCGACUGAAAUAAAUUUAUUCACUGAAAAUAAUAAUAAUAAUAAUACUAUUGAACAAUUUGAAAAUGUCAAACUAAAUCCAACUCAUUGUUUUAAUCCAUUAACUAUAUCCACUUAUUGCGCGCAUGAAAUGAAUCCUGAAUUGACAACAACACCAAAAGCAACAACAACAACAACAACAACUCCAUUAUUAAUGAUCACUAGUCCGAAUGAAACUGUACAAUUCGAUGAGAAAAGUUAUCAUAUUGAUUUAUCCUGUGAUGAGUCUUAUCAGCGACCAUCAGUGCGUUUAGCGGAUAGAAAAAAUCAAUUAACUGUGAAUAGAGAAUGUUCACUUACUGAUGCGAAUGAUCAUACAACUACAAUUUCUAUUGUUGUUCCAUCGUUGAAUAAAAAUCGACGUUAUAGUGAUCAAGGAUCUAGAUUGUCAGAGAUGAAUACCACUCAUGAUAGUUCAUUGUCAUCUAUGCAUAAACGACAAAGUUUAUUUAAUAUUAAUUCAAAUACACAACAUGAUCAUGAUUUAUUUUAUAAAACAAGAUUAUAUCCACCGACAAGAUUUAAAAAUACUUCAUCUUCGAAUGUUGAUUUGUUGGCUGAAGCAAUUUUAAAAAUGCAAGGAACAUUAAAUUGUAAGUAG
Molecule: messenger RNA, 654 nt
Organism: Schistosoma turkestanicum
Lineage: Eukaryota; Metazoa; Platyhelminthes; Trematoda; Strigeidida; Schistosomatidae
Source: the annotation of a GenBank genome assembly